Henningerozyma blattae CBS 6284 is the source of this 252-nucleotide messenger RNA. It is a transcript of the gene SDH6, whose product is annotated as Sdh6p. Gene Ontology annotation, cellular component: mitochondrion. The transcript has a single exon. The coding region runs from base 1 to 252 and encodes 83 amino acids. The record is from RefSeq and is a predicted model, not a curated record. NCBI's taxonomy places the organism in Eukaryota, Fungi, Ascomycota, Saccharomycetes, Saccharomycetales, Saccharomycetaceae. Gene Ontology annotation, biological process: mitochondrial respiratory chain complex II assembly.
AUGGUUAGGAAAUUAUGUGGUCUCCAAAGAGAUGUGGUUCAUUUAUAUCGAUCAUGUAUAAGAGUAGCUCAUACUAAACCUGUUCAGUCUCGUCCACACUUCAUUGAAUUUGCAAGAAGUGAAUUUUCGAAAAAUCGGGAUGUUCCUAGAAAAGAUUUUAAUACAAUUGAAUAUCUUCUUAGAACCGGCAAGAGGAGAUUAGAAACAUACUCAUCCUCUGAAGUUAAAAAUAUAUUUGGUAGAAAACUGUGA